Messenger RNA from Didymodactylos carnosus, 414 nucleotides. NCBI's taxonomy places the organism in Eukaryota, Metazoa, Rotifera, Eurotatoria, Philodinida, Philodinidae. The record is from the annotation of a GenBank genome assembly.
AUGAUGAGUAUCAAAUUGACUGAAAAUAUUAAAAGAAAACAGGUUUCAAAUGUGUUUGACACCCGCUGGAUAGAUCGUCCCGAUGCGGUGAUUGUAUAUUUGUAUUUGUAUAUUAAUAUGAAAGAGUCAACAUUCAUAUUAGGAUUAUGUAAAUUAGAACAAAAUUAUGAAGAAAUUCUUGAUGAUGUCAGAGAGUUAUGCGAUAUGACUGGUCAUGAGGUGAAAAUGCCGCGGAUAACUGGUAGGCAGACAAUUCGUUCAAAUGUACCAUCAACAACACCACAAGAAUAUUAUCGUCUUAAUUUAUUCAUUCCAAUAUUAGAUCAUUUUAUUGCUUCACUUAACAAACGAUUUUCUACUCAGCAGUGGUUAGCAUUAAGAGUGUCUCGUUUAAUCCCAGCAAUCAUCGAAUGA